AUGCUGUCUGUUUCAGUUCUUCUCCAACGCAAUGGUUAUUUCCUGCUUCCCAUUAACCUGCUCUUCUGGGCUACAUUGGUCCUCAGGACUGUGGCCUCUCCGGUGCCAAAUUCCAACCCUCUGUACCAGUUUGAUGGGCAAGUCCGGCUUCGUCAUCUCUACACGACCAAUGAACGGACCGAACUCCACCUGGAGAUCUUCUCAGAUGGCACAGUGCGUGGCUCCAAAUACCAGAAUUCCUUCAGUUUGAUGGAAAUCAAAGCAGUAAAGUUGGGGGUCAUUCGUAUAUUGGCUAAGAAAACCUCUAGAUUUCUUUGCAUGGAUUCUGAAGGACAUCUAUAUGGCUCACUGUCGUACUCGGAAGAGGCCUGUAACUUCCGCGAGAUGGUUCUUCAAGAUGGCUAUAACGUGUACUAUUCAGAAGCAUACAAUCUUCCGGUGAGCCUCAGCUUGAUGGAGAAUUUGGCCCAAAGCCGUCUGCUGCCCCCUUUCUCCCAGUUCCUACCUUUAAUAAACAAGGUUCCCCUUGAACCCAUAAUCAUGAACUCCGAAUACAUUCAACAGGUACAUGACAUUGAGUCACCUGAUCCCUUCAACAUAAUGGGUCAAAAUCAGGACCUAAGAAGCCCAAGUUUUGCCUUCAGAUAG
Molecule: messenger RNA, 648 nt
Organism: Ahaetulla prasina
Lineage: Eukaryota; Metazoa; Chordata; Lepidosauria; Squamata; Colubridae
Gene: FGF21
Product: fibroblast growth factor 21
Exons: 3
Coding region: 1-648 (215 amino acids)
Biological process (GO): cell differentiation; positive regulation of cell population proliferation; positive regulation of gene expression
Cellular component (GO): cytoplasm
Molecular function (GO): growth factor activity; fibroblast growth factor receptor binding
Source: RefSeq, a predicted model, not a curated record